Astrephomene gubernaculifera is the source of this 1699-nucleotide messenger RNA. NCBI's taxonomy places the organism in Eukaryota, Viridiplantae, Chlorophyta, Chlorophyceae, Chlamydomonadales, Astrephomenaceae. The record is from the annotation of a GenBank genome assembly.
CUUGUCUGCGAUAAGCUGCCUACCUAGUAGAGUUCUGCUACCUGUAAUUGGACUGGUAAAUUGAUAUUCCCUAAUUCAAAUGGAGGACGAGCAGUUCGGAGUGCUGCACGAGCAGCUACGGCGAAACAUCGUGCUCGCAGGGACGCGAGACCAUGUCUCGGACGUGAGGCUUUUCGCCUAUUACACCGUCAUUGACAACGAGGACUCAGCAUUCCAGCAGAGGUUUCCGACGCUCUCAGCCUUCCUCGAUGCUCUUCAGCAAGAGUUUAAGGACCACAAGAACGGGCGCAUCAGCACGCGGCCCCUUAAUGCGAAGUUCUACGCUGCUCUCGAGCGCCUUGGGUUCAGCAAGCGCGAGUGGCAGGAACUGAGGGCGCUCGGCCAGGGUAGCGUUGCGGUGUUUCACAAAAAGUUCACGAUUAAAGAGCUGGAAAACGAGGCCUUUCCAUGCGACCUCGAGCCUUGCCGGCCGGUCCUCCUGAAGGCUGCACGCAAGGUUGACGAGCUGCGCAAGGCCGCUGAGGCUAAGGCCGCCGGGUCUUCUGUGUCAUCCGAGGACGAGGCCGACUUCUUCUAGAUGUCUAGGGCAGCCGGUCCCAAGUCCCAAGGCUCUCCACGGGUGCACAUCCUGCUCGAGUGUGGCCCUGGGAGCAGGACGCAGGGGUUGCCAGCAACACAGCCACGGCCAUGGCGUGUAGGCGGGUGACUGGCAAUUGUGCGGGUGUGCAUUGGCUCACACAACACGCAAUGCACUGUGGGGUCGGCACUGCGCAGGCGGCCUAAUAAGCCAGUACACGCAACGCACUGGGGAGGGUCGGCACUGCGCAGGUGCGCCGAGCUGCGGUGCAUGCCGGUUGGUGGGUGCGUGUUGCUCUGUGGGGGAGGGGCUGUCUGACCAAGCAUCAUCGUCUUGGAGAAUAGCAAGCUGGUGCGGGGGCGAUACGUAGGAGGGAGCGUGCAGAUUCAUCUAAUUUAGCUAAUGCAUCAGCAUUAACUACCGGUAAUUGCAUCCGGUCGGUGUGGCCUAGGAGAAGGAAAAGGAGAGCGACGGCUUCUGCGUGUGUUGUAUCAUUUCCUGGGUUGAUACAACACACGUAGAAGCCGCCACUCUCCUUCUUCUUCUCCUAGGCCACACCGAGCAGAUGUCGCAGUAUGAGUUGGUCAUGUGGCCUAGGCUGUUUGCCUCGGGAUUCAUUGCUGUCCGGCUUCUGACGCGUAUGGGGCAGGCAGGGCAGGCAACAGGGGCGACACGCAGCAGGAGCAGCAGGGGGCGGGGAGGACAAGCGGGUAGGGGCGGUAGGGGCGGCAGGCAGCAGGGGCGGUAAGCGGCAGGAGCAGCAGGGGCGGUACCGGUAAUUGCAUCUGGUCGGUGUGGCCGUUCCUGAGUUUAAGCAGUUUAAGCCUGGGUAACUGCGGGGACCAUAGUGGCCUACAGGCCGCUGGUGUAGCGGCUGGGUUUUGGAGCGCAAAUGUACUGAGACUGAGAUGUUCAAGUGCAGCAACAGUUAACGGCAAUGGAGUGGAGGCAUGCAGCCCCGCGGCGGUCAAAUGCUCCCGCAUGUCUGGGGAGGCCCUCCAGACCGGCUGGCUGCCCCACGAGAGCCGCAGUACAAUGAUGAAACGAGUAUUGGAUCCGACUGCUUACCGCAAGCCGCCUUACGACUCCAUGAUCCAUCAUCAGUGCCAUCCAGACCCCCGC